Messenger RNA from Dentiscutata heterogama, 272 nucleotides. Lineage: Eukaryota; Fungi; Glomeromycota; Glomeromycetes; Diversisporales; Gigasporaceae. The record is from the annotation of a GenBank genome assembly.
AUGGUCACCAAUAGAGCAAAAUCUUCAUAUCAAUGCCCUGGAAGCUCUAGCAGUAUUCAAAGUACUCAAAUACCUCAAGGACCCUCAGAAAAGUUAAUAGGAAUGAUGUUAGACAAUCUUACUACAGUAACCUAUCUAAACAAUCAAGAAGGUACUGUAUCUCUGGUAGUUAGCAAAAUAAUAGAAUCAAUAUGGGACUUUGCUUUAGAAAAAUCAAUAAGAAUACAUGCAGUUCACAUACCAGGCAAAAACAACAUACUGGCAGACUGGGA